This is a messenger RNA of Teleopsis dalmanni, 1422 nucleotides long. Its product is annotated as conserved oligomeric Golgi complex subunit 1-like. The record is from RefSeq and is a predicted model, not a curated record. The transcript has 4 exons. Lineage: Eukaryota; Metazoa; Arthropoda; Insecta; Diptera; Diopsidae. The coding region runs from base 250 to 1422 and encodes 390 amino acids. Gene Ontology annotation, biological process: intra-Golgi vesicle-mediated transport. Gene Ontology annotation, cellular component: COG complex; Golgi apparatus.
UAUUAUCUUAUAUAUAUAUUAUUCUUUUCAUCGAUAUAGUUUACUGCUGCUAGUAUUUUAUUUGUAACUGUCAGAUUUGAAAUAUUUUGAUUUGGCAGUCUAAAUGCCAAAUCAUACCUCUCCAUUGCCAGUUCAUUCACAUCUUCGUGGCCACUGGCCAUACAGCUGACUGUCAAAUACGUGUCUAAACAAACUUUGCCGAUUUUGUGUUUUGUAAUUUUCAUUGUGGUUUAUAAAAUAGUAGUUAACAUGGCUAAUGUAAAUUUAACGGAUUUAAAUGUGGACACACUUUUCGAACAACACAGUAUACCAGAUAUAGAAAUUGUCCAUAGAAGGAUACAAACUGUGAUUGAAAGUAAACGCGAGGAAUUACGCACUAUGGUUGGUGAGAGCUACAGAGAUCUUCUUAAAGCAGCGGACACAAUUACCUCUAUGCAGGAUUCCUCUAGCAAGCUUAUACAGCAAGUGAUUGGUAUUUCGGAAAAUUGUCAGAAACUUAAUGAACAGCAACUAAUAGGCUUCCAAACAAGCGAUACAUCGGAUUUGCUACAAAAUCGCAACACUAACAAACAACUUAACAAUUAUUUCAGUACAAUGGUGCAAAUAAACUUAUUAACAUCAUUGCCUGAACUGAUAUGGUCACAUAUUGAUGAUGAACGAUUUUACACAGCUACAGAGUUAUUCGUGUUUAGUCGGCAUAUAAGCACUGGUCUUCAACUGGACGUUCACAACACAUUAAUGAAACAAUUCCCAAUAGCGAAGAAACAGUGGGAAAUACUUAAACCAUUCCACGUUACCAUAAAACAAAACGUUAUAAAUAUGUUGGAACGUGAAGAAUUAAGUGCUGAAGUUGCCGUCGAGUGUUUGCUAAGUUUAUUGUUAUUGGAAAAAAAUAAUUUAAAUGGAGUAUUUAAAAUAUUUUUACAACUACGCUGUGCAGCUUAUUUAAAUUGUUUGAGUGACGGAUCAAACGUAGAUGCACACAACAGACGUGUAAGAGCACGUAUAUUAGCUAGUUUGAAAAUAUUAAAUAAUAGCAUUGAACUCAUACGCACAUGUUUUAUGGACAAUGGCCUGCUCUCUAGUAAACUUGCUGAACAUACCGAUGCAAAUGCUCCACCAACAAUAGCCCUUAUGGAUAGUAAUGAUUUACAGCUUUCCUAUUUGGUACCUGAUAUAAUAGCAAACUUUCGUCCUAAAUAUGAAGUACUGCAACUUGAUAAAUCACAAGUGCAACUCACAUUCGAACAUUGGCUUGCAGAUAUAUCACGCAUAGCUAAUUCACAACUAAAGAAUCUCUUUGAUUUUGUCAAUACAAUGGGUACAAUACAGGAAAUCAAAAAUGAGAGGUAUAUAAAGAAUUCCUGUGUGCAAGAUUGCAGUUUUCAAGGCGAUGUGUUUUAUCGAUCAUUUUUGAAAUAA